AUGAAUACAAUCUCAACGACGAGUGCUACAAAAUUAUCAAAAGUUUUGCGAAAGACAAACGUUAUUUCCGAACACGAUGAAGAAGAUUUGGAAUCCAAUUCCACUAUAUGGACUGAAAACGGUACUCAAACUAAGUUCGGAAAGAAAACAAAACCAGGCACAGUUAUACCAAGAGGAUUAAAACAAAUUGUUCCAACGAAUAAACCAAACAAAAGAAAAGUAAAAUUAAUGAAUUGGAAGAAAUACCACAGACUGAACGUGAUUUACGCGUUUAUAGAUGAAUUGGAGAGGGAUUACCCGGCCAUUUGCACUGUCUCUGUCAUUGGGCAAUCGGUCGAGGGUCGCGAUAUUAAGAUGCUAAAGAUAUCAAACAGCGACGCCCGUAACUCAGCUAUAUGGCUCGACGCGUCGAUACACUCUCGUGAAUGGAUAAGCACGGCAGUUGUAACUUACAUAGCUGAUUACAUUGCAAGAAACUUUCACAGUCUACCUACUUCUAUUACUAAUAAGGAUUGGCAUAUUGUACCCAUAUUAAAUCCAGAUGGCUAUGAAUAUACCCAUACGCAUGACCGAAUGUGGAGGAAAAACCGAGCGAAACAUGACGGAGAGCGCGUUGGUGUUGAUUUAAAUCGAAAUUUUAGCUGCGGUUGGGGUAACAACGGUGACGAAGGUUCUUCAGAGGAGCCGAGCAGUGUAUUUUAUAGAGGACCAAUGCCAUUCUCUGAACCUGAAGCGAUAGCUGUAAGAGAUACAAUAUUGGGAUCCACAGUUAUAUUUAAAGCAUUCCUAUCGUUUCAUAGUUAUUAUGAACUGAUUAUAUUUCCAUGGGGCUACAAAAGAGAACCGUGUCCGGACUACUUAAAACUAUUAGAAGGCGGCGCAGUAAUGGCAAGGGCAAUAUUUGAAAGCAGCGGUGUGACUUACAAAGUAGGGAGCACAAAGGACAUGACAUACUAUGCAUGCGGCACUAGUACAGACUGGAGUUACGCGAUUGCAAAGAUCCCAUAUUCGUACAUGAUUGAAUUGAGGAGCAAAAAAUACCGAUUCAAACUACCCAAAGACCAAAUUAUGGAGACUUGCAAGGAAAUUCUUAGCGCCGUCAAAAGUUUGAUGGAAUUUAUUGAUCGAAAUUAA
Bombyx mandarina (wild silkworm) is the source of this 1134-nucleotide messenger RNA. Its product is annotated as carboxypeptidase B-like. The record is from RefSeq and is a predicted model, not a curated record. Gene Ontology annotation, biological process: proteolysis. Lineage: Eukaryota; Metazoa; Arthropoda; Insecta; Lepidoptera; Bombycidae. Gene Ontology annotation, molecular function: zinc ion binding; metallocarboxypeptidase activity.